Nematocida homosporus is the source of this 2109-nucleotide messenger RNA. RefSeq names its product protein transport protein SEC24. Lineage: Eukaryota; Fungi; Microsporidia. Gene Ontology annotation, biological process: endoplasmic reticulum to Golgi vesicle-mediated transport; COPII-coated vesicle cargo loading; intracellular protein transport. Bases 1 to 2109 code for a protein of 702 amino acids. Gene Ontology annotation, cellular component: endoplasmic reticulum exit site; COPII vesicle coat. Gene Ontology annotation, molecular function: SNARE binding; zinc ion binding. The record is from RefSeq and is a predicted model, not a curated record. The transcript has a single exon.
AUGCAUAUUGGAGCACAUCCUUCGGCCCAUUCGGCUGCAAUUGAAAAUGACGAAUUGAUUGCAUAUGUUAAAGGAGAGCGUUAUCUAUAUACUCGUUGUACUUUCACUUCUGCCCCAGAAAAGAAAGCUGAUUUAAAGAAAACAGGCGUUCCUUUUGUCGUAUCAGUCACUCCUCUGCCAGCCAUAUCUCUUGAUGAAGCCGUCAAGACUCCUACUGCCCAUCGUUGCACUUCUUGCCAGGCUUAUAUCAAUCCUUAUUGUGAAGUCAUUCCGCCUGGUUAUAAAUGGCGUUGUUCUAUUUGUAAGAGUCUUAAUGACGUAAGUUCUCCCCUUCAUUCUUAUGGGGCCUCUUUAAGAGUCUUUAGUCCCAAUGAAAAUGCUGAGAAUAAUCGUAGUGCUUGUGGUGAUCCCUUACUGACCUAUGAUGUUAUUGAGUUUCCUUCUAGCUUAGAAAGAGCUACCCCACCUCCUCCCGUCUUUGUCUUUGCUAUUGAAGCUACAGUUGAAGCAAUUGAAAGGGGAGCACUGGCAGCUUUAGUUGAUGAAAUACCAGAGGCUUUAGCAGCUAUUGAAGACCCACACCAUCGGGCAGAACUAGCCAUCCUUUUCUUUGGCCAGUCAGUGCAAGUCUUAAGAUUAAAUCAAGAUAAACCGGUUCUUGAUACGAUUAAUGAAAUAGAUGGGACUCUACCUAUGCUUAUGGACUCAGAAUACGUUGUUUCUCUUAAAACAGUUAAGGAUAGACUGCCUGAACUCUUAACUGAAGCUGAGAAGAUGAUUUUACAUACGGAAAGAGAAGUACCUAGUAAUUUUGGACUAGUACUUAAAGUAGCUAGUCAUAUUCUACACCGAGGAGGACAUGUUCAGGCUUUUAUCUCUUCUGCCCCAGCAGUUAAGGAAUGUGCUGUUCCAGCUGGUGCUUGUUUAGGUACGAAACUGAACUAUUACGACCGAUUGACUGAGCAAUUACUAGCCCGGAGUGUUUCUGUCUCUUUGUUUAUUCUAGCUAGUAAGACAGUUGAAGCUCCGGCUUUACUAUCAGUAGUAGAAAGUACUGGAGGUGAUUUAAGGUACUACCCGGCCUUCUUAGGCAAUCAUGAACCGGAUCGAGAGAGUUUACAUCGGGAUUUAGUCCAGCACUUAGGCAGUUGUAGUGGCUCGCAUACUUACUGCCGGGUAAGGUCUUCAGAAGGAGUGACAAUUCGUAAGUACUGGGGAGUGGUUGUUCAGGACUCAGGACUGAUUAAACUACCCUUACUAAGACGAGGGAAGACUUUCUCUUUUGAAGCAGAUUAUGAUACGGACUUGGUUUUGAAAGGUAUUUCCUUUCAAGUAGCAGUGAUUUAUAAUAGUGUAGCUGGGGAAAGGACUGUGCGUGUACUUAACUUUACAGUCGAGUUAGGACCAACGGGAAUAGAUCCUCAAGCUACAGUUCAUGCUAUUGCUUUACAGGCUCUAGAUAAGGAGUGUGCGACUCGAGGGGCAGGUGCUCAAUGUGCAGCUACCUUAGCAGCUAGUGCAAUUAUGAAGAUUGGAGUGGAUGGAGCUAUGGGAGCUUUUCCCCGGCUAGUUUACGGCCUGGUGAAGAACAAAGUGUUUAAAGGUGUUUCACCGGAUUUAAGAGCAGUACUCUGGCAUGGGAUUCGUACUUUACCCGUCUCAGUAGUUGAUGCAAUUAUCUAUCCUAUUCUAGUGCGGAUAGAUGAAGAAGUAGCCGGUUUGGAUGAAGAAGGCGAGGAAGGUAUAGCAUUGCCCUACCCCUUACGACUUUCAGCAACUGUAAUUGGUACGGAUGGGACUUAUUUACUUGAUGCCGGGAUAGUGGCCUAUACAUUUACUGGUGAGAGUUCUGGGUACCAGGUUUGUGGUGGAAUGGAAGGCCGAGUGGUUUUACCAGAAGAUGAAGACCAUGCUCGAGUCCGGGCAAUUUUAGAACAUAUGGUUAGUGGCCGAGUAGUUGAUCCAACUGUUUAUUCAGUUCAUCAACAAGGACAUGCUUUCUUACUAGAAGGUUUUCAAGCUAUGUUACUAGAGGACGGUCCCUCUAGCUUAUCUGGAUCUCUGGCUGAUUUCUCGCGUAAGUUACUAUCAGCUGGAUAUGCUAAAUAA